CGUGAACACUACAGACAUUUCAACAGCAAGGCAACUUUUCAACUACUGUACAGCACAGGACUGAGACUCUCUUAACAUUUGCAGAGGGAUAGCUUUUACUCUUUGGAAUGCUCUUGUAACCUUUUUGUAUGCUCACAGGAAUCCAGUUGGUGUAGCAAUGGGAAAAAACAAAAGACCUGGCCAACACAAGCACUGUGAAAAAUGCUUUAGCCUUCGCUGCAAAGCCCCAAUAGAUAUAUCAGUCUCCUGCAUGGUGAUAAACUGUCGGCUUCACUGUGGAGCGGUUUUCCAUAUGUGCAAGGAGGAAGAACACAAACUGCUGUGUCCGCACGAAAAGGUCCCCUGCCUCAAUGCUGAAUAUGGCUGCCCGUUCUCAAUGCUCCGUUUCAAACUCGCUAAGCAUCUGGAGGUCUGUCCAGCAAGCACUGUGAGCUGCUCCAUGGAAUGGAACCGCUGGCCUCUGAUAGAAACAGAGACCGUUCUCAACGAGAAUGUAAUGAAAGAACCAUACUCAGAGGAGAAUUUAGACCUGUCCAUGGCUCUCAGAGACCAAAGAGUCCUAUUAAAUUCUUUAAAAAUGAGAUCCCUCUUUCCUGAGUUGACAGAACAAGUCCCUGAAGUUAGAAAUAGAGCUUCAGAACUAGGAUCGGAAGGGGCAGAACUAGGAGCUGGAUGCUCUGGUCAAGCCACUGCUUCAGGAGGCAACAUCUUUAUAGAUUCCGCAGGGACGGUAUUUAGUAGGGAAGAAGUUAUUGAACUGACCCAAGCUGAGCGUGAAGCUUUGGCAAAGGACACAAAUGUGGCGGACUUUGAAAGGUAUGACAUCUGGGAGAAUAUGUUUAGCAAGGAGAAGAGCAGCUGCAAACACACUGAAAAGGCUUUAAAGAAACAGGGACACACAGAGGGUAAAGAAGAAGAGCAGGCUACAUCCUGCAGUAAAGAACAGCAGGAGGAGCCUCAGAAUGAUAAAAACGGGGAGGCUGAAGCUGAAAGACAUCUUGAUAAGACAGGUCAAGCACCUUGGCAGGAUGGGGUUCUGGAAAGGCUAAGCAAACAGGUCACCCCAAUGGAAUACAACAUGUAUCUGUUGCACAAUGGCAGCAUGCUGAUUAACUUUGGCCAGAUUGAUGCCUGUACCCCAAAAGACAGAGACUUUGUUUACGGAAGCAUAGAACCAAUGGAACUCAAGAGUGUCCAAACAUUUAAGGUUCCCAAAAGUUACCGUGCCAAAAGGUCAUGCGGUGGGAUGUCUUCAAUGAAGAAAGAACACAAGGCAGUCGACACAUCUGAUUUAGGUGUCACUGAUGAUGAAAUACCAACAUGGGAUGAGAUUAGGGCUUCCUUACUUUGCUCAUUAGAAAGAGAAUUAAAAGGUCAUGUCAUCUCAGAGACCAUGGGAAGUGAUGGGGUGACUGUAGACUUUGGGACACAGACGUAUUCAUUUGAAUCAACACCGUUUAAGCCAGAUUCUUCAUUGGCUGACAUUACAGCAGACCGGAGUCCGUUCCUCAGUUUUCAUCUUCAACCUGAAAGCGUGACUAACAGGCACAACAAAGUCAGCUCCGUGUUCACCUUGUUUUGUCACCACUUCUUCAGACGCGACGAGUUUGCUUCACACUUCAAGAACGUCCAUGCGGAUAUCCAGUCUAGUCUGAGCGGCUGGUUCGAGCAGCGUUGCCCUCUGUCCUACCUCGGGUGCACCUACAGCCAAAGGAAGUUCUGUCCUGCCAGACAGAAGGCUAAAAUUACCUACAGUCAGGAACUCAGCACCUUCACCCUCAAGCCAGAGGUUUCCUCUUUACUCUUUGAGGGUGUGAAAACUAAUCCCGCCCUCAGAAAACGUGCAAGAAACCUGGACUCCCUGAGCAGCCUGCCCUUUGAGAUGCUGCAGCAUAUCGCUGGGUUUUUGGAUAGCUUGGCUUUGUCCCAGCUAGCCCAGGUCUCUCAGUACAUGAGGGAAGUCUGUUCCACACUGCUUCAGGAGCGAGGUAUGGUCAGUCUGAAAUGGGAAAAGAAAACAUACUCACAUGGGGGAUCUUCCUGGAGAGCAAGGAAGAAGGUCUGGCAGUUCAGUUGUCUAUUUUCCACUGUAGACAGCUGGUGCUUUGAUGACAUUCCCUCCAUGUCUGAGCAUCUGAAGGUCUGCCCUUUCUAUGUGACUGAACAGAAGAGUGAGCCUGUCCCCCUGGCCAACAUGUGUGGGACCAAAGAACAAUCACAAGAGAGGAGCACCCUGGUAUCCAUGUUUCUACCAAAGCCGUGAGAGUGAGGGUGACCAGGGGUAAAAGAGAAACAAUUGAGAAUGCAGAUCAACUUUUUUUUAAGAACUUCUGAGAAUUCUUAACAUCAAGACAAGGCAUGAGUCAUUUGUUCUUUAGUGCACCAUUCAAGGUUAAUUUGGGUAUACCUAAUAGGCAUCUCGUCUUUUUGAGAUGGAAAAAGCGACCCCCAAUUUAAAUGUUCAUAUUUAUUUUACAUUUAAGUAGGGGAGUACUAUUAUAAAAGCUCACAGUGGCAGAUAUUGUGCAAGCAAGGUAAAGCAAGGAGUAUGGUUAAGCAUGAUUAAAAACAGACCACUAGAUGGCACUAUAAUAUUGUAAAGUACAGUGACUUGAAGCGCAGACAAGUACAGUAGUACUGUAUGGAGAUCAGUAGCUGUUUAGGCACAUGCAACCCAUGCAAUUGCAUGGGGCCCCGAGGCAGCAAGGGGGCCCUUGUUGUCAUGGCUCAGUUACUAUAAAAAAAAAGUAUGUGCUGUGUAAUCAAGUAACUCACGAUAAGCCAUCUAAAAAUGACCUAAUUUCGACACACUACAAUCAAAGUUUGCUUUCGCUUGCCGUCAGCGCUGCAAACCUGAGGGGAAUACAUGUAUAGGUGUCUCACACGCAUAGGGAUGUGUGUUUCAAUGUAUGUAAAACCAUGUGGGUCAAAAAUGCGUUAUUUAGUACAUGUUUCAAAUAUUUAGUACACGUUUGACUUUAGUUCGUGGUGUAAUUCUAAUUAUUACACAUAGUCAUUUGGCCAAUCAGAUCACUGCAAAUGAAAUGAGAACCCAUGAAUUUAAAGAAAAUAGUAUGUGUAAUAAAUUAUCCAAUUAAAAGUCGCCAUAUAGCUGCCAUUCCCGCCCAAUCAGUGGCGGUAUAUGGACUUGGCAUUUGGUAAACUGACCAGCACCUACGUAGAAAAUGCGUAUUUCAUUUACAUUUAUUUAGAAGACGUGGUAUUUUAUGUCUUCUGAUUGGUCCAAAUCAACAUGUGUACAGAAUAUUUGAAAUGCAUGCUUUUUGACCCGGAUGGGAUUUCAUAUUAAUGAACCUUGAAACAUAUUAAAAUGAAUGCCAAUGUAUCGUCCUCGCCUCUUGCGAUGCUCGACCACGUCUACAAGGGGAAUCUGCUGGACCUGCAUCCUAUCCUCAGUAUGGCCUUGCGUCUGGUUUUGACUAUCUAUCAAAUUAAUCCAAAACUAUUUACUUUCUACAAUGUCGCUGGAACGUUUGACGGGACUAGGACAUCGAUCCUGCACCAGAUUUGCCGAAAAUGGGAUUAUUCAGGUAUGAUUGCAGACUUUGCCGCAACAAAAGGUUACUUUCUAACUGUCUUGUGAGUGUUUUUUUGUGUAGCUGUAGUAAAAUGCAAUACAAAUAGUCAUUAUUGCUCUGUUUGAAAGUCAUGGUAUCAUAACGUAGUAUUACUGGUAAGAAUAGGGAAUAGGGGCCCCGGAAUGGAGCUUUGAUGGGGCCACUGCGGAACAAACACAGCCACUGAUUUCUGAUUGGUCUAGACAUUUCUAGUUGAGUCGCUUAUUCCAACACACAAACUGUCCCUCUGAAUAGCCAUUUUAAAAUCUGACAGUGACUUUAAGAUACAGUACAAAUGUUUGGAGUAGGAUUGUGAUUAUACCAAGGAUCAGGUUUAUGUCUAGUUGCUCUCAGACAUGUGGAUACAUCUUUACCUAUUAUUGCCCUUAAACCGAUGCAAGGUUACUGGAAGUUCACUGAAACGGAAAACUGUUUGUUUUUCGACAGCCCUAACAAAAGAAUAAUUAGGUUCAUGUUAAAAAAUGUUGGUGGAACGGUUAAGUGUUGGGAAAGGAAUUAGAUGUCUCCCAAAACACAGCCUUUUCUUCUGCAUUUUAACAGUAAUUGGUACUGACAUCCUAAUGUUUUGUGUAAAUGACUAAAUCCCUGGACAUAUUUAAAGUUUGCAUUAAACCAUAUCCCUAAGAUGAUAAUCUUAUUACAAACACUAAGCUUAUACAGAAACACUCAUCAAUCAUUUACAACUUCACACAGUUUAUUUAAAUGGGAGAAAACUAGCUGAAUAUUGCGCCAGCUACAUUCUGUUUCAAAGCAUUUCAAUUAUGUUUUUAUUUCACCCCAUAAUCUUAAUCCUAUUACAAAUGCAAUAAACAUCUAACUAAACUAAUCCGCACAUAUUUAAGUGUAGAUAGAGGCAGAAUACAUCUUCCACAAUUGAAAAUGACCAUGGAUCUCGGUUGUUCUAUUAAGCCAAUUGCUAUCUGUAGUUGGAGAUUUAAGACGUAAUUGUGGAUCACAUUCUAAUAUUUCCCAAUGUUUUGAAAUAAUCAUUUUUAUGUCAUUUGAAAUAUAAUUAUACUCAGUAACAAAUGUAAUUCUAUCUGUAUUUAAAUAAUUACAUUUCUGUUCUUUUUGGUGCUGUAGCUAAUAGAUUUCUAUUGUAGCCUCUAUAAUAGAACUGGUUUUGCAUCUCUUUCGAUUUAAUUUGAAAGUCUGAAGUAUUGUUGCAAUUCUGUUUACCAUAAUCAACACACCCAGAAAAUGAAUUGCAGACUGGUUAUAUGCCAUAGUAAAUUUUAAAGUUGGGCUAGUGUUGUUUAAAUAAUCUUUGAACAAAAAAAACGUCUUUUUCAGAUCCUGUCCAUACUAAUAUUAUGUCAUCAAUGUAUCUUUUUCCAAAACAUAACAUGCUGUAAGCGUGGAUCAGAAGCAAUGUCAUUAAGAUGUGGUCUUUACCAGCAGCACAUAAAAAAGAUUUGUGUAAUGUGGCGCAAAGGCCGAGCCCAUAGCUGUACCUUGUAUUUGUAUAAAGUAUUUAAAUAAAAAAUAAUUAGAUGAUAAUAUGAAUUCAGUUAAUUCUGAAAGUAAAUCAGUAGGCUGAUCAUUAGGUUUACUUGCAACAUGAAACAGCAUUGCAUCCACCCCAUCUCUAUGUGGUAUAUUGGUGUAGAGGCUUUCAACGGCAAAUGAAUUCAAACAAGCUAUUUGCCAUUACUUAAAUAUUACAUUAUUUAGAUUUUAUCCAUGAAAAAGUCUAAUCAUUUAAGGCACUUACACACUAAAAUAUGAUUAUAAUUUUUGGUAUCCAAGCCACCUGCUUUCACAAACGCCUCUAGAUACACUUAAAAAAAUCAACAAAUUGACUGAAAUAGAGUAUUGGUCUCCCUGGUGGUUUCAAAGAGUUCUUAUGUAUUUUAGGUAAAGUAUAGACAAAGCGCAUAAUGGGAAAUUCCACUUUUAAGAAGGCCAACUGACUCUGUGUGAUUGAGUUAUUUUUCAUAGCAUUAUUAAGAAUCUUGUCUCUUUUUUGUUUAAGUACAGAAAUUGGGUCAUUAGUGAGAUGUUCAUAGAACUCUGUGUUAUUUAGUUGUCUUUACACUUCAGCUACGUAAUCAUCAUUAUUCUGUAUUAUUAUUAUUAUUAUUAUUAUUAUUUAUUUCUUAGUAGACGCCCUUAUCCAGGGCGACUUACAAUUGUUACAAGAUAUCACAUUAUUUUUUACAUACAAUUACCCAUUUAUACAGUUGGGUUUUUACUGGAGCAAUCUAGGUAAAGUACCUUGCUCAAGGGUACAGCAGCAGU
This is a messenger RNA of Acipenser ruthenus (sterlet), 5840 nucleotides long. Its product is annotated as F-box only protein 40-like. NCBI's taxonomy places the organism in Eukaryota, Metazoa, Chordata, Actinopteri, Acipenseriformes, Acipenseridae. Bases 158 to 2263 code for a protein of 701 amino acids. Gene Ontology annotation, cellular component: cytoplasm. The record is from RefSeq and is a predicted model, not a curated record. The transcript has 4 exons. Gene Ontology annotation, molecular function: ubiquitin protein ligase activity; zinc ion binding; protein binding.